Messenger RNA from Penicillium soppii, 705 nucleotides. RefSeq lists its product as uncharacterized. Bases 1 to 705 code for a protein of 234 amino acids. Gene Ontology annotation, biological process: positive regulation of transcription by RNA polymerase II. Gene Ontology annotation, molecular function: DNA-binding transcription factor activity; transcription cis-regulatory region binding. NCBI's taxonomy places the organism in Eukaryota, Fungi, Ascomycota, Eurotiomycetes, Eurotiales, Aspergillaceae. Gene Ontology annotation, cellular component: nucleus. The record is from RefSeq and is a predicted model, not a curated record. The transcript has a single exon.
AUGGAUGGUGCUUACUGGUGCAUAGAUCUCGGCACUGCGUUAGCUAGCGACAGCGACAUGGGCGUGUCGCUUCCACCAGCGUUUCCAUACCUAACUGAGGUCGACCUGGUGGCCGACCCAUUCGAAAUGGUAUUCUAUUAUGCCUAUCGCCCGCUAUGGCUCUGUGCGAGGGCCGUCAAGUUCGUCAAUAACGAAGAUGGUUACCCAGAUCGCCCAACUCUCCAUGUCUGGAUUGAGCUAGUAGAAGAAUUGGAGCAGUGGUAUCGGGAGCGACCGCAGGAAUUUCAACCCAUGUUGGAAUUGGAAACGGGCGAUCAGUUAGCUGGACCCGAGCGGGGCUUCCCCGUGGUUCUAUUUGCGAAUGGGGCAGGGCUUUUUGGCAAUCAGCUUUACCACACGGCCAUGCUGAUGUUGCUCCAAAGUCGGCCAAGGACUGCCCGGACCGCAGGCUUCCAUUUUGCUGCCAUGUCACCAUUGUGGCACGCACAGCGGAUCUGCAGUAUUGCUCUCCAUAAUGACCGACGAGAGUGCUGGGAUCCAUGUCUUCUUGCCUCGUUCUUGAUGGCAGCGCGUCGGAUGACUCACGAGUCGCAACAGCAAGAAGUGUUGCAAGGCUUCGAGCGUAUCCGCAUAGUGACGGGAUGGAACGCGAGUGGGUGCUUACAAAAAUUGCGAGCCGAAUGGUGCUUACUUGACGAAACGUAG